CCAAACUAGCUGCGGAAAUAUGGAAGCAGAUGUCUGAUGCGGAAAGAGCGCCAUUUGUGGACAAGACCAAUGAAAGAAAAGCCCGCAUUAAAAAGCAAAUUCCGAAGGAAAAAAAGAAAAAUGCUUCGCCGGUAUUUCGCAGUCGGUGCUCGCCGUUGAAGUUGGUGAAAGUAAAUGAGGCAUUGACCAAAGCCCAACAAGAUGCUGUUCAAAGAGUGGGUUUUGGUUCAAUGCUUCAAUUGAAGUGUACAAUGUUGAACCGUGAUUUUAUAAGUCGGUUAGUUAAGCAUUUCAACCCUGUCACCAAGAGCUUGGAGUUUGGGAGGGUCAAGGUUUAUACAAUCACGCCUGAUGAUGUUCGAAGGGCGCUAGGGCUAUUUUGUGGAACGAUACCAGUUCCGACGGACACUCAAGACCCCCACUUUGAACACAUUACGAAGAUGUUUGGGAAAAACAAUAAACCGUUGAAGAGAGGAGUCACAUUUGCGAUGAUGCAACAAGUAUUCAAUAAAAAGAAAGUUGAUGUGAAGUUCCAAACGUCGUACGUGCUGUUUGUGCUUUCUUGUUUCUUGUGUCCAACCACGAAGGAUGUGGCCGCCACAAAAUUUUACCCGGCAGUGCACAAUAUAUUGCAAACUCCUACAUAUGCAUGAGCAGAAUUUGUGCUUGAUUGGUUGGUGAAUGAAAUUGCGAAGUACAAGAAGAGAUGU
Molecule: messenger RNA, 710 nt
Organism: Rhododendron vialii
Lineage: Eukaryota; Viridiplantae; Streptophyta; Magnoliopsida; Ericales; Ericaceae
Exons: 2
Coding region: 30-653 (207 amino acids)
Source: RefSeq, a predicted model, not a curated record